Messenger RNA from Echinostoma caproni, 4209 nucleotides. The record is from the annotation of a GenBank genome assembly. Lineage: Eukaryota; Metazoa; Platyhelminthes; Trematoda; Plagiorchiida; Echinostomatidae.
AUGUUGACCCCUAUUCUUUCAUCGGAAUCCGUCUCUUCUCAGGUUAAUGAGGCUGGGGAAGUUAUUUCCGAUGUUCUGCCGGUAGGUGAAGCCAACGAGAUGACUUCUGUACUGGUGACCACUGGCCCCUCGGGUCAGUUGACUCCCGUUAGUAUGGCUCAAACGCAACAUUCUUCAAACUACGCACAGCAACAACAAUUACAACAACUCUCACAGUCUUCCCAAGGUGUACCCCAACAAGUAUUGCUACAACCCACGGGAAAUCACUUGGUUCAAGUGAAAUCCACUCACGGUGGUCCACAUCCACAUCAACUCAUUGAGCAAGGCAAUCCAGGCGGACUGGCAACUGUCCAGCAAGCCGCAAAUAGGGGUUCGAUUUCCCAUCAAGCCGGGCCACAUACUGCAGUCCACGUGCCUCAACACCAUCAACAACAACAACAUCAACUUCAGUCUCAUCCGAACAAACCAUCAGGACCAGAUCGCAUGUCUCCGGGGCAAUCUGCAAUGCGACAACCUUACAUGCAAUCACAACUUCCCCCACAGCAACAGCAACAACAAAAAGUUCAAUUGUCUGUAGCUGCGCCGCAGUACCAACAGGUACAUGGUUAUGCACCCUCACAACAGCCGCAACAAAUCAUCCUUCAGUCACCCACAGGCCAACAAUUAAUAGCCCAUCCACAACCGGUGGCUCGCGGUACCAUGUUGCCUUCCGGUUUGGCCUCUGGGGGUAUGCUGCUUCGGUCUGUUGGGCCACAAACUGGACCGGUCGGUGGCACUGUCCAAUCUCAAAAUCAGUCACACAUGGUCAGUGUGCCAUCUGGGCCACAGUCUGUGGGCGCGUUACCCACACACAUUGUGAACGGUGCCACAGCGACCGGGAGUAAUAUUGUGUUCCAGGCCAGCCCGAUGACACCGGGUGCACAGACCGCGCAGUUGGUCCACGCGCAACCAAAUCAAGCGUACACUCCACCACAACAUCACAAAGCUGUUCCCAUGCAGAGUCAACCCAUGAAGUCAUCCGGUAUGACCAUUCAACAACAACAACAACAACAACAACAACAGCAGCAACAGCCUAUGGUACGUACCGGUCAUGGCCCAACUGCCGGAAACCACUUGUUCAGUGGUUCACCGGCCCACAACCCCGGCUCUUAUCAGCCGAGUUCUGCCAACGGAAUGCCGUUGAGUAACAAUCAUCAUGCAAACACUAACCACAUCUCCCCGCAUAAUCAGGCUCAGUUAAUGCGGUCAGGCGCUCCGAUUUCAGGUGGCGGUCAAAUACAUGCGACCGCUUACGCACCCGGUCAAGCUGUUCAUAUACGUACGAAUCAGCAGGUUGCAUCUGCAACACCACCAUCCACUGCCCAGGCUGUAGUGCAACCAGCUGCAGAACACGUGCCUCGCACUGGAGUUGCUCCGGGAACUGUUGUCGCGAACACCGGUGCUAGCAUGACUGCGGGAUCUGGCACUGCGAUCUCAGCUGGACCGACAACAGGUUCCAUUCCGGCCACGUAUUACGGUCAUGAAGGCACACCUAAGCCAAACCGACCAGAAGAAUGUCUGGUUGGCUGUGUGUUUCUUCUGCUCGGCUACCGAUCGGUGGGAGAAGCACAACGUGCAUCUUGGCGUCGAAUUAUACGAUCGUACGGAGCCCAAGUUGUUCUCACUUAUGAUCCGACUCGCGUCACUCAUCUGGUGAUCGAUUGUCAACUGGAAGAGCCAGAUGUGGUGAAGCAAAACAAUAACCACACCUUCAUCAAAGAUGUUGAUUCAUGCACCGGUCUGUUUGUGACUGAUUCUUGUCCAUCAGAACCGGCAGUCUCUGAGAGUAGUGAGGUGAGCAAUCACGUCAUUCCACCUUCUUCACCGAGUGGUAAACCGGGCAAUCCGGUUGUAAACUCAAUCCCACUUCAUCAAUGUGGUGACCCAAUUGAAUGCUCACUCCGAGAACGUCGUACCCGAUCGCUUCUGGCUCGAACCCAUGCUCUAUCCGAUCUGCCCCCUUUCCGUCAAUGGGAAUAUGCAUCAAAUACGGAACUGCGUGCUCGUCGUUUGUCCACCUACUUUCAUCAGUAUCCAUGUGAAAUGCGUCCUGUGAUUAUGCAAUUGACUUGUUCUAACCAAUCUCACGUGUCCCGUGCCCGUUGCCGUGACUCUCGUUCCUAUCCAACACGACCAACUCCACUUCAUACAAGAUCCAGUUCCCUAAGCUCAUUCUCCGACUAUCCGCAUUUAACUGACUCAAAAACAACAACACACCCACACCCGGUCUCAAUUCCUCCCCAUUCUUUCAAUCAGACAUGUACCACACCGUCUGAUCGAUCAGCUGCACAACACGCACUUACUCCUCUUAUUCUUCACACUCGCUCUUCUUCUUUCCAACAAACCGCGCGCCAUGCGAACCCUUUAUGCGGAAGUUUAUCCAGCUGUGUCCUUGAGGUCAGUACAGAUUGGUCGAUUGGUAUGUUGUGUACUCGUUCACGCACUUCGUCUUCAUCAUCUUCAUCUGUAUGUUCCUCAUCUUCUUGUUCCGCUAUUUCAAAACUGCCGCAACCAGUCACAAAGUCUCAGGCACCACCAUCACCCUACGUGGUCAUGGACGACCAGUGCCGUACCGAAAACAAUGUAUCUUUAAACGUCUUGAGCAAUCUGGUUACCGGCCACCUAACUCAUGUUUGUCGCCCCACCGGGCCAGUCUUAAAGGAGCCCGACUCGCCCACAUUGGUACUGCCCGAACCACCACCCAGUGGUGAUCGUCAGUCUUUGACUUCUGUGGAGACAAUCGACUGGCCCCCUACCCCAGCCGGAUUAUUACCCUGUUCAUCGAUCGCUCUAUCACCCCAUCCAAGAGCAACCAAUCGGAAACGAUGUACCGUUUGUCAUUCUGUGGUGAAUAUCCUAAUUCUCCCAUCUCGUGAUCUCUGUCCGUCCUCCAUAUCGACAACCAUGGUUUCGCCUCCAACCGAAAUAGCCCUAACUGAGUCCGGAUUCGAUAAAGACUGGAUUACUUCGCCUCAAGUAAAUCCUGCUUCCGGUUCUCAAGCUUUCAUCUACUCAAAUCUUCCUAAUCCAUCUGAAUCGAUUGAUGGCUUAGGAGACCAUUCUAGAGCGAUGGAAUCUGUCGGUUGCAGUAGUGCCACACCCGGUUCGGAAAAAACUACGGAUGUGGCUGAUGGACUUCAAUCACAGUCGAAUAAUUCUCGCUCAACCACACGAAAGGGAAUGAAUUGUGGAGAUUGUGUACAGACUAGUAGAACUCAGUCAUCUAAUUCAUCGACACUAGAUUGUAAGACCUAUUCCCGUCACUCUGAUGGUUUGCCUCAACCACAACCAUGCGCUGAAAUGAAUUUAGGCGUUGACCAAAGGCGCUCCCGACGAUUUAGUCCCACAUCUCGUCCACUUCGCACUCCUCGUUUGUGUGCAAUAUAUGCCUCCAUAUCUGUUCGACCGCCGAAUUCAUCACGUCGUUCGGUUCACCGGCGUUUUUCCACUUCACUGGAUUCUCUUGCCUCCCGAUCUCGGGCCGAAAUGUUGCAAGAAGUGCAACACGCACACGGACAACAUUAUGCGUUUCUUGUCUUGCACACCCCUGCUUGGAUUAAUAUGCUCGCUUUGGUCCGUGAUCUGGAUCGCACUUAUCCCCAUUGGCAACUCACACGACAGUUGGGUCGUAGUCGUAAAGCACUGCGUGAUCGCGUUCGUCUAGUGACCAUAUUCUGGGUGAAUGACGUUCUCUCCAAGGGCCGUAUGAUUCCACCGUACGAAAUUCUCCACUUGCCUUCACCGUUCUCUCCGGACAUCACUUUCUCAUUCAUCCGGGCCCAAAUCAUAACAUUGACUGGUUUCGAGGGCAAAGAACGAUUGAAAGUGGAAACCAUGAUUCGACAAUUGGGUGCAUCCUAUACGGAUUACUUGGAGCCCAGUCACACACUGCUGGUUUGUAAACAACCGGAGGGUAAGAAAUACGAGAUGGCUCAGCUGUGGGAGAUUCCUUGUGUCAAUUUACGUUGGCUACAGGAUCUGUAUUUCGGUGACUUGAUGGCUCUAGCAUCUGAUCUCCCGCACAAAUACCUCUCUUUUGAACCGGUAGAUGUGACCACUGCACUCGACCGAUGCACCCCACGUGUUCAAGAUCUGAUGGUCGGUUGGCUCACUCCAAUUCGUUUAAAUCAAGAGAUUUGGAUGGUAAGUCCUGUUUUUCUGUCCAUUUGA